Lagenorhynchus albirostris (white-beaked dolphin) is the source of this 4019-nucleotide messenger RNA. It is a transcript of the gene CARD10, whose product is annotated as caspase recruitment domain family member 10. The record is from RefSeq and is a predicted model, not a curated record. Bases 124 to 3207 code for a protein of 1027 amino acids. Gene Ontology annotation, biological process: regulation of apoptotic process. The transcript is spliced from 21 exons. Lineage: Eukaryota; Metazoa; Chordata; Mammalia; Artiodactyla; Delphinidae.
GGGGCCGGGGGCGGGGCCAGGGGCGCCGCGGACCCCGCCCCCCUGCGCUGGCGAAGCCGCCGCCAGAGCGCUGACCCGGGAGUCCGAGACGGCUCCGGCGUGCGGGACCCCGAAGACGCGGUCAUGCCGGGCGGGGCCGAGGCAGGGGAGGCCGAGGAGGAGGCUGGGGCCGGCUCCGGGUCCGAGGCGGAGGAGGACGCGCUGUGGGAGCGGAUCGAGGGCGUCCGGCACCGGCUGACGCGCGCCCUCAACCCGGCCAAGCUCACACCGUAUCUGCGCCAAUGCCGGGUCAUCGACGAGCAGGACGAGGAGGAGGUGCUGAGCACCUACCGCUUCCCGUGCCGCGUCAACCGCACCGGGCGCCUGAUGGACAUCUUGCGUUGCCGCGGGAAGAGGGGCUACGAGGCCUUCCUGGAAGCCCUGGAGUUCUACUACCCCGAGCACUUCACGCUGCUCACGGGCCAAGAACCUGCCCAGCGCUGCUCCAUGAUCCUCGAUGAGGAAGGGCCCGAGGGCCUGACCCAAUUCCUGAUGACAGAGGUGCGGCGGCUGAGGGAGGCUCGCAAGAGCCAGCUGCAGCGGGAGCAGCAGCUGCAGGCCCAGGGCCGGGUGCUGGAGGAAGAGCGGGCAGGGCUGGAGCAGCGGCUUCGGGAGCAACAGCAGGCUCAGGAGCGCUGCCAGCGGCUGCGGGAGGACUGGGAGGCGGGGAGCCUGGAGCUGCUGCGGCUUAAGGACGAGAACUACAUGAUUGCCAUGCGUCUGGCACAGCUCAGUGAGGAGAAGAACUCGGCCGUGCUGCGCAGCCGGGACUUGCAGCUGGCGGUGGACCAGCUGAAGCUCAAGGUGAGCCGGCUGGAAGAAGAGUGCACACUGCUGCGCAGGGCCAGGGGGCCGCUCCCUGGGGCCGAGGAGAAGGAGAAAGAGCCGGACAGCGCGGACCUGGUUUCCGAGCUGCGCGCGGAGAACCAGCGGCUGGUGGCAUCGCUGCAGGAGCUGCAGGAGGGCCUGCAGCAGGAGGCAAGCCGGCCAGGGGCCCCAGGCUCAGAGCGCAUCCUCCUAGACAUCCUGGAGCAUGACUGGCGGGAGGCGCAGGACAGCAGGCAGGAGCUGUGUCAGAAGCUGCACACCGUGCAGGGGGAGCUGCAGUGGGCCGAGGAGCUGCGGGACAAGUACCUGCAGGAGAUGGAGGACCUGCGGCUGAAGCACCGUACGCUGCAGAAAGACUGUGACCUGUAUAAGCACCGCAUGGCCACCGUCCUGGCCCAGCUGGAGGAGAUCGAGAAGGAGCGGGACCAGGCCAUCCAGAGCCGAGACCGGAUCCAGCUGCAGUACUCACAGAGCCUCAUCGAGAAGGACCAGUACCGGAAGCAGGUCCGGGGCCUGGAGGCCGAGCGGGAUGAGCUGCUGACUGCGCUCACCAGCCUGGAGGGUGCCAAGGCCCUGCUGGAGGUGCAGCUGCAGCGGGUCCAGGGUGGCCCCUACCUCAAGGCCUGCGCCUCUUCCCAUUCCCUGUGCUCCAACCUCAGCAGCACCUGGAGCCUGAGCGAGUUCCCCUGCCCGCUGGGAGGCCCUGAAACAGCGGGGGAGGCGGCUGUCACAGGGGGAUCUGAGCCCCACACCUCGGAGGAGGCCACGGACAGCGAGAAGGAAAUCAACCGGCUCUCCAUCCUGCCCUUCCCCCCCAGCGCGGGCUCCAUCCUCCGCCGGCAGCGGGAGGAGGAUCCCGCACCCCCUAAGAGGUCCUUUAGCAGCAUGUCGGACAUCACAGGGAGUGUGACGCUUAAGCCCUGGUCCCCUGGCCUCUCCUCGUCCUCGUCCUCCGACAGCGUGUGGCCUUUGGGAAAGCCGGAGGGCCUUCUGGCCAGAGGCUGUGGCCUGGAUCUCCUCAACAGGUCUCUGGCCAUCCGACUGUCUGGCUGGAGCCCCCCGGGGGGGCCUGAGCCCCAGGACAAGGGCCUAGAUGGCCUGUCGUUCCUCGGGGACAGCUGGUCUGGGGCUGUCGUUCGGAGGGUGCUCUCUGGGCCAGGAUCGGCCAGGGUGGAACCAAGAGAGCCAAGGGCAGAGGCAGCUGGCUUGGAGCGGGCAGUCCUGGAAGGCGAGGCCCAGCAGAGAACCUUGCCCUGGAACCAGACAUCCACACUCCCUCUGAUGGACUUCAAGGCCUGCCAGUCCUUCCAUGAGGCCCUAGACGCCUGGGUGAAGAGGCCGGGGGCUGAGCCCUUCUACAUUCGAGCCAACCUCACCCUGCCUGAGCGGACCGACCCCCAUGCCCUGUGCGUGAAAGCCCAGGAGAUCCUGCGGCUGGUGGACCCGGCGUACAAGCGGCGGCAGGAGUGGUUCUGCACGCGGGUUGACCCCCUCACGCUGCGGGACCUGGACCGGGGCACUGUGCCCAAUUAUCAGAGAGCCCAGCAGCUCCUAGAAGUUCAGGAGAAAUGCCUGCCCUCCAGCCGACACCGGGGGCCCCGCAGUAAUCUGAAGAAGCGAGCCCUGGACCAGCUGCGGCUGGUGAAGCCCAAGCAUGUGGGGAGUCCUGCUGGGGACUCCCCGGAGCAGCUGCUGCUGGAGCCCUGCUCAGAGCCAGAGCGGAGCCUCAAGCCCUAUAGCCUGGUACGGCCCCUGCUGGUUUCUGCCCUGCGGCCCGUGGUGCUCUUGCCUGAGUGCCUGGCGCCCAGGCUCAUCCGCAACCUCCUAGACCUGCCCAGUUCCCGGCUGGACUUUCAAGUGUGCCCAGCAGAAAGCCUCUCUGGGGAGGAACAGUGCACAUCGUCAGCGCCCGGAGCCCCCAAGGCCCGACCUGCCACCCCUGGGCUGGGCAGCAGGAUCCGUGCCAUCCAGGAGUCUGUCGGGAAGAAGAAGCACUGCCUGUUGGAGCUGGGUGCUCGGGGCGUGCGGGAGCUGGUCCAGAACGAGAUCUACCCCAUCGUCAUCCACGUGGAGGUGACUGACAAGAAUGUCCGGGAAGUCAGGGGUCUGCUGGGCCGGCCGGGCUGGCGGGACUCAGAGCUGCUGCGGCAAUGCCGAGGCUCGGAGCAGGUGCUCUGGGGGCUGCCCUGCUCCUGGGUGCAGGUGGCGGCCCACGAGUGGGGCCACUCAGAGGAGCUGGCCAAGGUGGUGCGUGGCCGCAUCCUGCAGGAGCAGGCCCGCCUCGUGUGGGUGGAGCAUGGCAGCGGCAGAGGCGGCUGCGGCAGCAGCAGCGAGGCCUGAGGAGUCCCCUCCGACGCCUGUGCGUUCCUCACGCACUUCAGAAACGGCCCCCGGCGGCGGGGACCCUGGUGUGUGCAGUGGAGCUGGGUCCUCCCCAUCCUGAGCCUUCCUAGACCCUGAGACGCUCGGCGUGGGGCCCUUGGCUCUGGGCUCCGGGCUCUCUCACCCGGAGGAGCCCCCGGGGCAGAGCUCCCUCCCAUCCCUGUACUUGCUGCUCUGGGCCUUCCUGUGGCCCCGUGUCUCCACGGACCCAUCUCAUGGGUCUCAUGCACACGUCUGUGUCCUCUCCCUCGUCGCUCACCUUGGAGCAUCUGCGUUCUCACCCCUGUGCACUGGUUUGCACACCCAAGUUCCCAUGGGGCCGGCUCGCGUCUGCCCCUCCCCCUGGCACACGGGGUCUCCGGGCUCCACAGCCUCUUCUGCUCACAGGAGCCCUGAACCCGUCAUGCGUGGUGCCCACCCGUCCAGCUCACAUCUCUUGCGUAUACCUCCACGGGGGCGUUGUGGCUUCCCGGGUCCACUGUCACCUGUGCCCCUCGUGUCUUCCUGUCACACGUGUGUCUGUGGUUCUCCCCUGUGUAAAUAUCAUGCCCCCACCCCCGUGACCCUUGGGCACUGACCCGCGUGUGUUCCUGGUGAGCACGCCCAGGACCAUGUUCUCACGGCGCCUGUACCCGGCCCUGCCUCCUGGAGGGACGGCCGGGGAGGGGGCCGGCUGCCCCGUUACCAGAAUGUACAGCUCGUAGAUUUUUAACGGGCCUUUUUCACUUAGAAGCUGCACAUCAUGGAGCAUUAAACAGUUUGUCAUAGAA